GCCGGUCGCCGGCUAGCUCCUCCCUGAAGCGGUAAUACCCAGUCCCACCAACUCCGGCAGACCCAUGACCGGGCCUGUGUCGUCGGCCUUUGAUGUUUGACUCGGAGCUUGCUAUUUCCAUCAUUCAUUGGUCUCCUUCAUCUUGAAGAGGUUGGGACGAUGGUGGUGAAGAGUCCUAGGUGUUUAGAAAUUUCACCCAUGUUGCGGAGCCUAUCGCUCUCGUUGCGGAACGGAAUGUCAUUGCUCUUGUCGCCUCAUAAUCUCACGCGAGGAGAAAUGCUUGGCAUCUGGCCGCCUGGCCAUUUGGUUGGAUGCGGUCCGAGCUGCCCGGCCACCGUCUCCGGAGAAGGCUGGGCCAAGUCGGGCCCGAGGUGGCCACCCGUUUCCCAAGUCAAGCCUAGGCCGCGCGCAAAUCUGGAAAGACGUCGUUUUUUUUUUUCGUGUCAGGUCCUAUUCAUCGCGCCGCGCAUACGACAUACGAUAUACGAAAGGCGAAACGCUUGUCAUGAUCAUCUUAUACCCAUGGAGGGCCAUCAAGGUUGCAUGAGAUGCCGUGACUCUGUACCCGGCGCACUCGGGCUCCACAGAACUCCCACCUCCGAAUAUGCCGGACCGAGGGCCGCGGCCUGUUUUACAAGAUGCCCUAGGUAAGGUAGCCACCACGUAAACCGCUAUAAAAAAACGACGUCCUUCAUAGAUGCUCUCACUACCGCUAGUAGUUGGGCAGUAAGCUGCCCAC
Trichoderma harzianum CBS 226.95 is the source of this 739-nucleotide messenger RNA. RefSeq lists its product as hypothetical. Bases 160 to 651 code for a protein of 163 amino acids. NCBI's taxonomy places the organism in Eukaryota, Fungi, Ascomycota, Sordariomycetes, Hypocreales, Hypocreaceae. The transcript is spliced from 2 exons. The record is from RefSeq and is a predicted model, not a curated record.